Molecule: messenger RNA, 915 nt
Organism: Pochonia chlamydosporia 170
Lineage: Eukaryota; Fungi; Ascomycota; Sordariomycetes; Hypocreales; Clavicipitaceae
Product: NADH(P)-binding domain-containing protein
Exons: 1
Coding region: 1-915 (304 amino acids)
Source: RefSeq, a predicted model, not a curated record
AUGCGCGUUGCUGUGGCUGGGUCUGGCGCAAUGGCCAGAUACAUUUGUGACGAGUUUCCAAAGUACGGACACGAAGUGGUCAUCCUUAGCCGAACAUCCAAAGAAGAGUUUGAAAACCGGGGCCAAAUCUCUCAAGUGGUUACUGAUUAUUCGGUCCCUUCACUUACCAACGCCAUACUCGAGUGCGACGUGCUUAUCUCUAUGAUUCUAUCAUACACUAAAGAGUUUGUCGACGUUCAUCUCAACCUCAUCAAGGCCUGCCAGGCCAGUCCACGAUGCAAGCGAUUCAUUCCGUCGGAAUACGGAGGCGACCUUGAGACCUAUCCUGAUCUUCCUCACUUUUACUAUCUGACGCGCGAUCCUAUUCGGCAGGUUCUCCGGGAGCAAAAAGAGAUCGAAUGGACGCUAGUUAGCGUUGGCUGGCUGGCGGAUUACAUUGUGCCCAAAAAGAACCGCUAUCUUACGGAUGCCGGGGAAGCGUUUCCCAUCGACAUCACAUCCAAGAAAGUCAUAAUCCCUGGCACUGGGAAUGAUCCAGUUGAUCUUACAGCAGCCCGUGACUUGGCAAGAGCUUUGGCACUUCUUGUGAGCCACCCGUCUUGGGAACCGUACACCUACAUUUCUGGGGAGAAGACCACUUGGAACGAGCUUGCUAUGCUGGUGCAACGACAGUACGUGGAAAUGAAGGAUGUACAGCGUAUCGGCUUAGGCCAGAUACUGCAUACCAUUCAGACAUCAGAUGAUGAGAUGGAAGUUCUAUUUGCUCAUUACCAAAUUGGUGUUCCUCUACAAGGAGGUUCCCUAGACCAUAAGAAGGUUGAGGCUCAUCGACAGAAAUUCUUCUCUGGCAUGGCCUUCAAGAAGCCUCAUGAACUUAUUGAGGAAGCGCGCCAGAAUCCUAACGGGAUCGUCUGA